AUGCCGCCGAUGAUGCAGCAACCACAAGCAAAACCAAAAAGGCAAGGGAGGCUGGUGGUCCAGGACAGGGACCGCGGGUUGUCCUCGUCGGAGGCGGCAGCGCGACGGCGCGCGCACGGGCCCAACGAGCUGCUCGACCACCCGGGGCACUCGGUGCUGCAGCUCGUGGCGCAGCAGUUCGAGGACACGCUGGUGUGCAUCCCUCUCACCGCCGACGCCGUCUCGUUCGCGCUCGCGCUCUCCUCGUCGGCCGGCGCGCUCACGCUCUCGGCCUUCGUCGAGCCGCUCGUCAUCUUCCUCAUCCUCGUCGUCAACGCCGCCGUCGGGGUCAUGCAGGAGACCAACGCCGAGAAGGCGCUCGAGGCACUGUGCCAGAUCCAGUCCGACCACGCCGCCGUGCUCCGCGACGCCGAGUGGGCGCCCGCCCUCCCCGCGCGCGACCUCGUCCUGGGGGACGUCGUCAUGGUCCGCGUAGGGGACAAGGUCCCCGCCGACAUGCGCGUCCUCAGGCUCAUCUCGUCGAACCUCCGCGUCGAGCAGGGGUAG
Hordeum vulgare subsp. vulgare (domesticated barley) is the source of this 546-nucleotide messenger RNA. RefSeq names its product calcium-transporting ATPase 1, endoplasmic reticulum-type-like. The coding region runs from base 1 to 546 and encodes 181 amino acids. Gene Ontology annotation, molecular function: P-type calcium transporter activity. Gene Ontology annotation, biological process: calcium ion transmembrane transport; intracellular calcium ion homeostasis. The record is from RefSeq and is a predicted model, not a curated record. Lineage: Eukaryota; Viridiplantae; Streptophyta; Magnoliopsida; Poales; Poaceae. The transcript has 2 exons.